AUGCUGAAUGAAACCACCUCACCAUCAUCAUCACCAUCUCCUCAAUCCCCACCUUACUACGAACUCUCCUCUGAUACUGAACCAUCUGACCCUCAAUCCCCCACUCUGGCUCAGCUCCAAUCCCGUGCUCUGGCCUCUCAAAAGCCAUCACAUCCUGAACCUGAACCUGAAGUCACUUCCCCACCUCCGGAACAUCCAAAUCCAACCACAUCUGAACCACAACCAUCUGAACCAACCCACUCUAAACCACAACCAACUGAACCAACUCACUCUGAACCACAACCAUCUGAACCAACCCACUCUGAACCACAACCAUCUGAACCAACCCACUCUGACAUACCACCACCCAUCACCUCCGCUGACCUAACAACUCCCACACUUAAUCUAACCAGAGAAGCUGAGGAACGGGCAAGGAAGGAAGUUGAAGAGAAAGCGCGUCUAGAAGAACUUCAGAGAAUCAGAGAAGCUGAAGCAAAGGCUAUUGCUGAUGUUGAUGCUGCUAAGGCUGAGGCAAAAGCUAAAGCCGACGUUGAAGAAGCAGCUCGCAUUAUUGAAGAAACUGCUGCCAAAGCCGAAGCUGCUGAACUGACUCAGGGGGAGCACUCCAACUCUGGGUUCGUCCCUCUGGUCUUAAAGACUCUCGAAGAACUGCAGAAAGAACAAUAG
Lathyrus oleraceus (garden pea) is the source of this 666-nucleotide messenger RNA. RefSeq names its product extensin-like. The transcript is spliced from 2 exons. The record is from RefSeq and is a predicted model, not a curated record. NCBI's taxonomy places the organism in Eukaryota, Viridiplantae, Streptophyta, Magnoliopsida, Fabales, Fabaceae. Bases 1 to 666 code for a protein of 221 amino acids.